GUCAAUGUCAAACACCGGCAAGUGUUUACGUGUUGACAUUUCUCACCCUCAGUAAAAAAAAGACUCAAAAACAACACAAAGCGAAUCUCGCCAACGCGAUCAAUGGAAACUUAACCCCCCAGACCCCUAUGACCUAGACUGCCACAAAAAUGGUAUUCAUGCGCUUGUAUCUCAGCCGGAAGUCCCGAACAAUACGAAUAGCAGCUGGAGUUUGCAUCCUGGUGAUGAUCUUGUACUUGUUGUCCACGUACAACAAAGACAAUAGUUUGAGUUUCGAGUCGCCGGUAGUGGCGAGGUUGACGCACCGCGAGCGGCCCAAACUAGUGUCAGGACUGGGGAAUUUUGAGCCUAAAGAGGCGGAAGAUCGAGAGGGCCCGGGUGAAGGGGGCAAGCCGCAUCACUUGAGACAGGACCAGCAGAACGACGCUGAUCAAUCGGAGUCGGAAUAUGGGAUGAAUGUGGCCUGCUCUGACGAGAUUUCUCUGGAUAGAACAAUCCUAGACACGCGAUUAUCCGAGUGUAGACAUUGGGACUACCCAUUGAACUUACCCACGACCAGCGUGAUUAUAGUUUUUCACAAUGAAGGAUGGUCUGUUUUAUUAAGGACUGUACACUCGGUUAUCAACCGGUCGCCCCCUCAAAUGCUCAAAGAGGUGCUCCUGGUAGAUGAUUUCAGCGACAAAGAAAACUUGAAGGGGCGCCUGGAAGACUACAUCGAGCAGUUCAAUGGGAAAGUGCGCUUGAUUCGUAAUUCGCAACGAGAGGGGCUAAUCAGAACUCGGUCCCGGGGGGCUAAAGAGGCCAAAGGUGAGGUUAUCGUGUUUUUGGAUGCCCAUUGCGAAGUCAACACGAACUGGUUACCCCCUCUCCUAGCCCCGAUUUAUCGGGACCGGACUAUAAUGACAGUCCCCGUGAUCGACGGUAUUGACCAUAAAACCUUCGAAUACCGACCUGUGUACGGGGAGGAUCGCCACUUCCGCGGGAUUUUCGAAUGGGGUAUGCUGUACAAAGAAAACGAGGUGCCACAACGCGAACUCAACACGAGAGCACACAAUAGUGAACCUUAUAAAAGCCCGACUCACGCAGGAGGGUUAUUCGCCAUAAACCGGGACUAUUUCCUGGAAUUGGGGGCCUACGAUCCCGGUUUGCUAGUCUGGGGUGGGGAAAACUUCGAGCUUAGUUUCAAAAUCUGGCAGUGUGGGGGCAGCAUCGAGUGGGUUCCGUGCUCCCGAGUGGGUCACGUGUACCGGAGUUUCAUGCCGUAUAAUUUCGGGAAACUCGCUCAAAAGAAGAAGGGGCCAUUGAUCACAAUCAACUACAAACGGGUUAUAGAAACCUGGUUUGAUGAUAAAUACAAGGAGUAUUUUUACACGCGCGAACCAAUGGCGCGCUUUUUGGACAUGGGCGACAUCACUGAGCAGUUGGCUUUGAAACAACGUCUCAACUGUAAAAAUUUCGAUUGGUUUAUGGAGAACGUCGCCUACGAUGUUCUGGAUAAAUAUCCAGAGCUUCCGCCGAAUAUCCACUUCGGGGAGCUGCGCUCAGUCGCUGUGACUAAGUGUCUGGAUACGUUAGGCCACGCCCCUCCGGCGUUAAUGGCCAUUCAGCACUGUCACGGGUUCGGUAACAACCAAUUAAUGCGGCUUAACGCGAAAGGACAACUAGGGGUGGGUGAGCGGUGUAUCGAAGCCGACGCUCAAGGUAUUAAACUGGCGUUUUGUCGUAUGGGAACGGUGGAUGGGCCAUGGUUGUACGACGAAAACACCCAUACACUUCUCCACCGAGUCCACAAGAAGUGUAUAGCUCUCCACCCACAAACGUCCCAUCUUUCCUUAAUGCCGUGUGAUAUAAACAACGCCUACCAGCAAUGGGUCUUCAAAGAAAUCAGGCCAAAAUGGUGAACCUUCCUCUACGCCCUCCUUCAAUUUUCGUUUUUUACAUAUCGUUUCCCGGAAGUACUUAUUACGUUUUCAAUCAGAAUGUGCCUUACUAUCGUGUAAAUACUUUGUAAUGAAGGUUUUUAUAUUGUAAAUUGGGAAUGGUUGACUAGUUGGUAGAGUUUGGAUGUACACUAAUUUAUUAUAAAUCCUGUCUUAAUUUUUUUCUUAUUGUUUCUACCGUUACAAUAAAAUUAUACGUAUAACGUAGAAGCUUGUAUUGUUGUUAUUUUGUACAUAAAUUAAAACCAAGUAUGAUUUCUUAA
Zophobas morio is the source of this 2203-nucleotide messenger RNA. Its product is annotated as N-acetylgalactosaminyltransferase 7. The transcript is spliced from 2 exons. Gene Ontology annotation, cellular component: Golgi apparatus. Gene Ontology annotation, molecular function: polypeptide N-acetylgalactosaminyltransferase activity. Lineage: Eukaryota; Metazoa; Arthropoda; Insecta; Coleoptera; Tenebrionidae. Gene Ontology annotation, biological process: protein O-linked glycosylation. The record is from RefSeq and is a predicted model, not a curated record. The coding region runs from base 150 to 1901 and encodes 583 amino acids.